UUUCUCCCCUUUACUUCUCCGCCUCACUCUCCACUUCUGCUCUCUCGUACCAGUCGCACCAUCUCUCUCCUCUCCAUCCUUCAAAUUCGAAUCCAACAAUGGCAGUUUUCAAGGAUUUGCACACCGAGACUGGUCUCAAAUCACUCGAUGAUCAUCUUUCCGGAAAAUCCUACGUUUCUGGGGAUGAGCUGACCAAGGAUGAUAUCAAGGUGUACGCUGCAGUAUUGGAGAAGCCUACUGACUCUUUCUCAAAUGCAUGCAAGUGGUACGAGAGUGUUUCCCAGCAGCUCGCUGCAAGUUUCCCUGGCCAAGCUGCCGGAGUGAGAUUUUCCUCCCAGGCAACUCCAGCUGCCUCUGCCGAGGAAGAGAAAAAGGAUGCACCUGUCGAGGAUGACGAUGAUGACAUGGAUCUCUUCGGUGACGAGACCGAGGAAGAGAAGAAGGCCGCAGAAGAGAGAGAGGCAGCAGCCAAGAAGACUUCUGCAAAGAAGAAAGAAAGUGGAAAAUCUUCCAUUCUUCUGGAUGUGAAGCCAUGGGACGAUGAAACCGACAUGAAGAAGCUAGAAGAGGCUGUUCGCAGUGUCCAGAAGGAAGGUCUCACAUGGGGAGCAUCAAAAUUGGUUCCAGUUGGUUACGGAAUCAAGAAGUUGACAAUCAUGAUGACCAUUGUCGAUGACCUUGUUUCCGUCGACAACCUCAUCGAAGAUUACCUCACCGUCGAGCCAGCCAACGAAUUCAUCCAGAGCUGUGAUAUUGUCGCCUUCAACAAAAUUUAAGUGGACUAUCUAUAGUAGUUUUCUUAAUCUGGGAUGCUUUAGUUCGUCUCUAAAAGAUUUUGUUUUCGUUACUUCUCAUAUAGGUGGUGUGUAACUGUGUAUGGUUUGAGAGAUGAGUUGGGGUGUAAAAACUCCGAGAUUUAAUUUAACGAUAACAGUUUUUUUGUCGAA
Messenger RNA from Spinacia oleracea (spinach), 947 nucleotides. Its product is annotated as elongation factor 1-beta 2. The record is from RefSeq and is a predicted model, not a curated record. Bases 99 to 776 code for a protein of 225 amino acids. Gene Ontology annotation, biological process: translational elongation. Gene Ontology annotation, molecular function: guanyl-nucleotide exchange factor activity; translation elongation factor activity. Lineage: Eukaryota; Viridiplantae; Streptophyta; Magnoliopsida; Caryophyllales; Amaranthaceae. Gene Ontology annotation, cellular component: cytosol; eukaryotic translation elongation factor 1 complex. The transcript has 6 exons.